AUGAAGUCGCGGACCCUUGCGCUUCUCGUCGCUGGCCUCUAUGGCCUUGAGCCAUCCCUUGUAACAAGUAUCGAGGCCGAGACUGAGACCACCAUCCCGAGCUCGAUCCCCAGCGUAGACCUCCCCACCGUCUCCGACAUUCCAUCCAUUUCAGAAAGCGAGACGGCUGCCCCGACAUCCUCGUUCGCCGAAGAAGAAGAAACCGCCUCGUCGAUCCCCGAUGACACCGAGACCCCGUCUCCCUCGCUCACGGAUCUCCCUACCGAUAUCCCCACUGACACCGUAACAGUCGCCACGGAGACGGAGACGGAGACAGCGACAGAGACCGACACGGAGAGUGUGACGGAGAGCGAGGCGGAGACCGCGACGGAGAUCGCGACAGAGAGUGCGACGGAGACCGUGACGGAGAGUGCGACGGAGACCGUGACGGAGAGUGCGACGGAGAGUGAGACCGAGAGCUCGACGGAGAGCGAGACCGAGAGCGCGACGGAGAAGACGGAGACCGCGACGGAGACGGCGGAGAGCAGCGGCCCUCCCUCGGCGGCACCGACUGUGCCUGCUAGCUUUAAACUCGCCUCGACAAGUGGCCCCACGGCCGGUAAAUCACUGCAGACUCGAAACGCGAACGGAUUUUACCUCGCCUUCAACACGUCGUAUUUACCGGAAGCCUCUUUCUCCUACGAAGCAGAGACCGGUUACCUUCGCCCUGGCCCGGCCGUCUAUACCUGCGCGACGUAUUCGGUAGGCCAGACCUUUGCUCUGCUCGCGGCGUGUACGCCGGGAACCGCCAACUGGCAGAUGGUGACUUGCGAGCCGCCCUCCGGCAAGACUCUCCAGUGUAGCGCCCCGGCAUGCGACUUCGUGGGGCACACGGUUUGGGGCCAGGCCGGCACGGACAUGGAGGGCAUGUCGUGGACCGAGUAUACGCAGGUGUGCGAUCCCGAUGCCGAGCCCUGGACACACCUUUACACCACCACCUACGAGCUCCCCGAGUACGAAGUAUGGACUAUUGCCCUCGGGCCCGAAAACGCGACCGGCGACGACUCGCUCGUGCCCAUUGACCUUGCGGUCCAGGCAGUGGACAGCUCUUGA
Parascedosporium putredinis is the source of this 1092-nucleotide messenger RNA. Lineage: Eukaryota; Fungi; Ascomycota; Sordariomycetes; Microascales; Microascaceae. The record is from the annotation of a GenBank genome assembly.